AGUGGUAGUGACAUGAUGACAACCAUACUUCCAACGUCAGUAGGCAACCGAAGUUUACACGGUGAUGAGUAUCGAAGCUGAUGCUGACUGUUUGGUAGCAGCUAGUUAGCCAGCGAUUCCUCUCGGGCUACAACACUGGAAUCCUAGAGUAAAGUCCUAACAAUAUAGAACUGAGACGUUGUGUAGUUCCCUAGCUAGCUACACGACAGUGAAGAUGCAGUUAGUUGUAGGUUUAGGACUUUUGUACACGUUAAUUUCAUGCAGUUAUAGCUCUGGGUUCUAUCUUCCGGGUUUGGCCCCGGUAAGCUUUUGCGAAGAGGGAAAGGAUAGCGGCGACGACUGCCAGGCCCAGAUUCAGCUGUUUGUGAAUCGCCUUGACUCUGUGGAGUCCGUGUUGCCUUAUGAAUAUGAUGUGUUUGAUUUUUGCCAAGAUGAUCAGGAGAAGAGACCAUCGGAAAACCUUGGCCAGGUGCUGUUUGGAGAGAGAAUUGAGUCAUCGCCGUAUAAGUUUUCAUUCAUGAAACAGAAGACAUGUCAGAAGGUCUGUACCAAGUCAUAUGAUACUACAAGAAAGGACGAUCAGGCAAAACUGGAAUUUCUAAAGAAUGGAAUCCAGCUAAACUACCAACAUCACUGGAUCGUUGACAACAUGCCCGUCACGUGGUGCUAUGACGUGGAGGUCGAUCAGAAGUACUGCAACCCCGGCUUCCCCAUUGGCUGCUUCGUGACUCCAGAAGGCCACCCGAAAGACACCUGCGUCAUCAGUGCCCAGUUUAACAAGAAGAACACUUUCUACGUCUUCAAUCAUGUGGACAUCGUUAUAACCUAUCACAGCGGGGAGGAUGAGGGCUGGAGGGGGGCACGGUUAGUGGCAGCUACGCUACUGCCCAAAAGCAUCAAGCACAUUAACAAAGACAGCCCAACAUGUGAUGGACCCCCCAUGGAGGUCCCUGGAGAUUUCAAAGGCAACCUGGAUCUCACCUACACCUACUCCAUCACCUUUGAGAAAAACAAUAACAUCAAAUGGGCCUCCAGGUGGGACUACAUUUUGAUCUCCAUGCCUCACACCAACAUUCAGUGGUUCAGUAUAAUGAACUCCUUGGUCAUCGUGCUCUUCCUGUCUGGCAUGGUGGCCAUGAUCCUUCUGCGGACGCUUCACAAGGACAUCGCCCGGUACAACCAGGUGGACCAGGCAGACUUGGUAAAGAUACCGCCACAGCCCAAGAAUGCCUUUAUUUCCUAUGAAGAAGCACAGGAGGAGUCUGGGUGGAAGCAGGUUCACGGGGAUGUCUUCAGGCCUCCCAGGAUGGGCAUGUUGUUGUCUGUCUUCCUUGGGCAGGGAGUUCAGAUCUCCAUCAUGACUUUCAUUACUCUGUUUCUGGCCUGCCUGGGUUUCUUGUCUCCAGCCAAUCGCGGGGCUCUGAUGACAUGUGCAGUCGUCUUGUGGGUACUGCUGGGCACCCCAGCGGGCUAUGUGUCUGCCCACGUGUACAAGACUUUCGGCGGAGAGAAGUGGAAAACCAACGUCUUGCUGACCGCGCUGCUGUGUCCGGGGGUGAUAUUCGCCGAUUUCUUCCUCAUGAACCUGAUCCUGUGGGUGGAGGGGUCGUCGGCGGCCAUCCCCUUCGGAACGCUGGUGGCCAUCCUGGCGCUGUGGUUCGGCAUCUCCGUGCCGCUGACCUUCACCGGGGCCUACUUUGGCUUCAAGAAGCAGGCCAUCGAGCACCCGGUGCGGACCAAUCAGAUCCCUCGCCAGAUCCCCGAGCAGUCCUUCUUUACCAAACCCAUCCCUGGGAUCGUAAUGGGUGGCAUCCUGCCCUUCGGCUGCAUCUUCAUCCAACUCUUCUUCAUCCUCAACAGCAUAUGGUCCCAUCAGAUGUACUACAUGUUCGGCUUCCUGUUCCUGGUCUUCAUCAUCCUCCUCAUCACCUGCUCCGAGGCCACCAUCCUGCUGUGCUACUUUCACCUGUGUGCUGAGGACUACCACUGGUGGUGGAGGUCGUUCUUGACCAGCGGCUUCACGGCGGUGUAUCUGUUCGUCUACGCCGUGCACUACUUCUUCUCCAAGCUGCAGAUCAUCGGCGCCGCCAGCACCAUCCUCUACUUCGGCUACACCCUGAUCAUGGUGCUCAUAUUCUUCCUCUUCACCGGUACCAUCGGGUUUUUCGCCUGCUUCUGGUUCGUGAGUAAAAUCUACAGCGUGGUGAAGGUGGACUGAGGGCCGAUGGGGGCGCCCCUGAGCUCUCUCUCUCUCUCUCUCUGCUCUGAGCGCCGUGAGAAGCCGUCGCUCUACUCCUGUAAGAUGUGCACAGAGACAGGGGGGCCCCCUCUAUCUCCCCUGCUCGUUCGGAGGAAAGUUGAAGAAUAUAAAUGUAUUUUUUUAUAUUUUACUCUUAGGUUGCUGUUCUAAUUGUUGUUGCCGCUGUUAAUGUCGGAUAUCGAUAUGACCUGCACUGAAAGUGAAGGAGAUGGGGACCUUGUGUGAUGACUCCAAAGAUAUCUGUCAGUGCAUUUUUUAUUACUAAGGAGUACAUUGAGUACUUCUUUUGCCAGUUUUUUGCUACAUUUUGCUCUUGGCAUAUCCCUGUACAGCUAAGUAUGACUUAUUCUCAGAAACAGCUAGCAAAUAGGCAUUGUUGUAACCAUGUAAUACAUGGGUAAAAUGAUUUUGACGAUAAUCUAUACUUAGCUGUAUUGUAUAUUAAUUUUGACCUUUAACAUUGAUUUGAAAGAACAAAUGUGAAUGAAAUGGCAUUUAAAAAACAUUUUUGUAUUCUGUUCAUUUUCCAGUUUCUUUGCUGUUGAUAAGGUCUGAUCGCUGUUUUCUUUCUGUUUAAAAAGAUAUAGUAAGUAAGUCAUACUUACUUGAAGGACAGUCAUGUAUUUACAGUUUUUAAAUGGGAAAUUAAAAAGGCCCCAAAUCAUGCAAUGCUUUUAAACCCAGCAGUCUUUUCCGAUUCUUUUCCCACAGAUUUCUCUGCUGCACUUCUAAGAAAUACUGAACCUGAUUGGGGUUUCUUGAAUAAUCGUGAUAAGGUUUUUAUUUUUGUUUAAUAUUGUGGGUGUUUUUCUUUUGUUCUUAUUUGUUUGGGGAGUGGGGUGCCCGAGGGAAAAGGAUGCUGUACAUAAUGCUGUGUACGGUUUAUUUUUUUAGAGAUUGAACUAUGUCAUUGCCUUUUGUUUCAAAUCUGUGGGAACUUCCAGAAUUUAUACUUUGCUUUAAUAUCUACAUAAAAUAUAAAUAAAACGGCACACUCGCGA
Anguilla rostrata (American eel) is the source of this 3261-nucleotide messenger RNA. RefSeq names its product transmembrane 9 superfamily member 2-like. Gene Ontology annotation, biological process: protein localization to membrane. NCBI's taxonomy places the organism in Eukaryota, Metazoa, Chordata, Actinopteri, Anguilliformes, Anguillidae. The coding region runs from base 215 to 2218 and encodes 667 amino acids. Gene Ontology annotation, cellular component: membrane. The transcript has 18 exons. The record is from RefSeq and is a predicted model, not a curated record.